Strigops habroptila (Kakapo) is the source of this 4428-nucleotide messenger RNA. It is a transcript of the gene INTS7, whose product is annotated as integrator complex subunit 7. The coding region runs from base 11 to 2929 and encodes 972 amino acids. Lineage: Eukaryota; Metazoa; Chordata; Aves; Psittaciformes; Psittacidae. The transcript has 20 exons. Gene Ontology annotation, cellular component: integrator complex. Gene Ontology annotation, biological process: snRNA 3'-end processing. The record is from RefSeq and is a predicted model, not a curated record.
GGCGGGGGAUAUGGCGGCCAGCACUAAGUCGUUCCUGGCCGAUGCGGGCUAUGGCGAGCAGGAGCUGGACGCCAACUCCGCCCUCAUGGAGCUCGAUAAAGGUCUCAGGUCCGGGAAGCUCGGGGAGCAGUGCGAAGCCGUCGUUCGUUUUCCCAGGCUUUUCCAGAAAUAUCCCUUCCCCAUUCUCAUUAAUUCGGCUUUCCUGAAGCUGGCUGAUGUGUUCAGAGUCGGAAACAACUUCCUGAGGCUGUGUGUGCUGAAAGUUACGCAGCAGAGUGAGAAGCACUUAGAGAAGAUCCUAAAUGUGGAUGAGUUUGUCAAGAGAGUUUUCUCAGUAAUUCACAGCAAUGAUCCAGUUGCUCGGGCUAUUACACUUCGGAUGUUGGGCAGCAUGGCAUCUAUCAUUCCAGAAAGGAAGAAUGCACAUCACAGUAUUCGUCAAAGUUUGGAUUCCCAUGAUAAUGUGGAAGUUGAAGCUGCAAUAUUUGCUGCUGCCAAUUUUUCUGCACAGUCAAAGGAUUUUGCUGCUGGAAUAUGUAAUAAAAUCAGUGAGAUGAUACAAGGUUUGGCCACACCUGUGGACUUGAAGUUGAAGUUGAUCCCUAUUCUACAGCACAUGCAUCAUGAUGCCAGCCUGGCCUCCAGCUCCCGGCAGCUGCUGCAGCAGCUGGUAACAUCAUAUCCCUCUACCAAGAUGGUCAUUGUUACUCUGCACACCUUUACUCUGCUUGCUGCUUCUUCUUUGGUUGACAUUCCUAAGCAGAUCCAGCUUUUGUUGCAGUACUUGAAGAAUGACCCCAGGAAGGCUGUGAAGAGGCUUGCAAUCCAAGAUUUAAAGUUGUUGGCCAACAAGACACCACAUACGUGGAGUAGAGAAAAUAUUCAGGCACUCUGUGAAUCUGCUCUUCACACUCCUUACGACAGCUUGAAGCUGGGCAUGCUGUCUGUUCUUUCUGUGUUAUCCGGGACCAUUGCCAUUAAACAGUACUUCAGCACUGCUCCAGGAACAGCAGCUACAACUGCGAGGUCGUUUGAUUUAGUAAAACUGGCGCAGGAGUGCUGUUACCAUAAUAACCGUGGCAUUGCAGCUCAUGGUGUGAGAAUUCUGACUAAUAUAUCAGCCUCUUGUCAGGAAAAAGAUCUUUUGCCUUUGGAGCAAGAUGCGGUUUUUGGCUUAGAAGCUCUUCUUGUUCUCUGUAGUCAAGAUGACAGUCCAGGAGCUCAGGCAACCUUAAAGGUGACAUUACUAUUGUCUUCCCCUAGCACAGCUAUCACGUUGACUUGCAUGGUGAAGCUGGUCAAGUGCCGUCCUCACCUGAGCCAGUCAGUAGUUGAAUCUCUGCUGACCCAGCUGCACAGCGCCCAGGAUGCUGCCAGGAUUCUCAUGUGCCACUGUUUAGCAGCUAUUGCCAUGCAGCUGCCUGUCCUAGCAGAUGGGAUGCUAGGAGACCUAAUGGACCUCUAUAAAUUAAUUGGACAAUCUGCCACGGAUAAAAAACAGGAACUCUUGGUUUCUCUUGCUACAGUGAUAUUUGUUUCCAGCCAGAAAGCUUUAUCUUCAGAAAUCAAAACUGUUAUCAAACAGCAGCUUGAGAAUGCCUCCAAUGGCUGGACAGCCUACAGGAUAGCCAGGCAGGCUUCCAGAAUGGGCAACCAUGACAUGGCCAGAGAACUGUAUCAAAGCCUGCUCACUCAGGUGGCUUCAGAACACUUCUACUUCUGGCUGAACAGCUUGAAGGAGUUCUCCCAUGCAGAACAGUGUCUGACAGGUCUGCAGGAGGACAGCUACAGCUCGGUGCUGUCGUGCAUUGCUGAAGCUUUAAAAUCCUAUCACAAAGGAAUAGCAUCACUGACGGCUGCUAGUACGCCACUUAAUCCGCUGAGCUUUCAGUGCGGGUUUGUGAAACUCAGGAUUGACCUUCUGCAAGCUUUUUCUCAACUUAUUUGUACCUGCAACAGCCUCAAAACAAGUCCACCACCAGCUAUUGCCACGACGAUUGCUAUGACAUCAGGAAAUGACCUCCAGAGGUGUGGACGCAUCUCUAACCAGAUGAAACACUCCAUGGAGGAAUUCCGAAACCUGGCUACCCGCUAUGGAGAGCUGUAUCAAGCAUCUUUUGAUGCCGACUCGGCAACUCUAAGGAAUGUAGAACUACAACAGCAGAGCUGCCUGUUGAUUUCACAUGCAAUAGAAGCGCUGAUUUUGGAUCCAGAAUCUGCAAAUUUCCAGGAAUACAGCUCGAAUGGAACAGCACAUGUUGAGAGUGAAUAUGAAAGAAGAAUGAUGUCUGUAUUUAAUCAUGUACUGGAAGAAGUGGAAUCCCUCAACAGGAAGUAUGCUCCUGUGUCUUACUUGCAUACAGCUUGUCUGUGCAAUGCUGUUAUUGCAUUGUUGAAGGUACCCCUUUCGUUUCAAAGGUACUUUUUUCAAAAGCUGCAGUCUACAAGUAUUAAGCUUGCUCUAUCCCCAUCUCCGAGGAACCCAGCAGAACCUAUUGCGGUACAGAACAAUCAGCAGUUGGCUCUAAAGGUGGAAGGAGUGGUUCAGCAUGGCUCUAAACCAGGCCUCUUCCGUAAAAUCCAGUCCGUCUGUCUAAAUGUCUCUUCAGUGCUGCAGAGCAAAUCUGGACAAGACUAUAAGAUUCCUAUUGACAACAUGACCAAUGAAAUGGAGCAGAGGGUGGAACCACACAACGACUACUUCAGCACUCAGUUUCUGUUAAACUUUGUGAUACUUGGCACCCACAACAUCACAGUAGAGUCCUCUGUAAUAGAUUCGAACGGUAUUGUCUGGAAAACUGGGCCUAAAACAACAAUUUUUGUUAAAUCUCUUGAGGAUCCCUAUUCCCAGCAGGUUCGUCUGCAGCAGCAGCAAGGACAGCCGCCAUCGCAGCAGCAGCAGCAGAGAACAGCAUACUCACGGUUUUAAUUCCCAGAAGGGACUCGAUCCUGGUCAAUGGUAUUACAGUUUUUCUUGGACACUUCUUUUUGUUUUUUUGAAAGACCUACAAUUUUAACCUUCUCUUAGAAAAUCUCAGACGCCAACUUGUGCUUUUUAAAUGAUCUCGGGUAAAUCUGAACUUGAUUCAGCAGGAGCAACUGUAUUCACAUUUCCUUUUAAUAUAAGAACUUCUGCCCCAUCACUUCUGUUCACAAAUGUGUGGCAGCAAGCUCCACAAACCCUGACAGCAGGGGACACUAAGAGCCCUUUGACUGGUACUUUCUUUGAGGCACACAGGUUCUAAUCUUAGGCUUAUGGGACAUCAGUGAACACUUUGGAUAGUUAUUUGGAUAGUUAUAUACAGAACUGAGUGUAAUACCAAGUCUGUAUCUCUUAAUGUGAAGGAAUUAGCAGGAAUAUCCAGAGGUUUGGGGUUUUUUGUGACAUUUUAGUAGCAGCUUCUAGUAUUUGUCUGGUGUAUGUGUAUUACUACAAUUCAGCAGCAGUACCCAAUGCAUGCAUCUGAAAGGAAAGAAGUUGUGUCUCACUUCUCAUACCUAGUUGUAGAGGGAGUUGCUGUCUGGGGAGUCUUACAAGAGGCAGAGUUUUACAGAUGGGAACAAUAACUGUUUCUCAGAUGAUACAGAAGAGAUUACUAUGUUGUUUUUCAAUCUUCAUGCAUUUUGGAAGGCUUUGGUUUUGUUGGAGUUUUGUUUGUUCUUUGAAGAGAAAAUUGCAAGUUGUCAUUUGUUUUAACUGCUUUGUUUUUAAAAGGGAAUUUUAUAUACCAAAGCUUUGUAAUCUUGUGUACUCUUUGACCAACUCAGUCAAUCUUCACUGUUACUUUUACAGGAUAACUUGAAGGAGAAUUUUGCCAAUACUAGAAAUUGAUUCAGGAUAAUUUUGGGAAUAUGCUGCUUCAUACAUAGUUUUCAUGCCUCUUUUGAGGCGUAAAAGGCUGAACUCUGCCUCUGUCUGGACUCUCAGGCAAUAGAUCGCAUAAUGUGUCCUUCACCUAGUCCUCAAAACUAAUCUCUGCUCGUCACUCUGCAGGAAAGUAGGACCCACUUGAAUGGGGAGGAGGAAGGAUGGCACUCCUUACAGACUUCAGUUUGUAAAUGGUGUAAUACCUCUCCUUGGAGCAUAAAUUUUCAGUUACUUUCUCAGUAAAUUCCUAGGAUGCUACUGCAAGUUGAUUUCAGUGUAGAAGCUGACUAGAGCUUGCAGAUUCAGCUUGCCUUACAUGCAGAGAAAAUGAUAAUGAAUUGUUUGAAGCCUAGCUUUCUUUGGCAUAGCUGGACGAAGAAUUGUUUUCGCUCUAUUUUCCCGUAAUAGUUGCUUAAGAAAUCAACUUUCUUCCUCUUGGCUUGAGACUAACAAAGAGUUGGAAGUAUGAUGGUAGGUUUCGUAAUAGCUUGGUCAUGCUGUAAUACUGAGCAGCAAAGGUAAUUGGGAUACAAAGUGGAAAUAGAAGACUCUCAAAAUCA